UCGUUAUUGAUCAUUUUGCUAUGAAAAUACAAUAUUCAAACAUAAUGCUCUCAAAACAGAAGCAAUUAAAAUAAACGAAAAGCAUAACUACAAUAAAUCAUGAUUGGUCUGAGCAUUACUUAUUAAAAUGAAAAUUUGCAUGAACUCUGAACUGAACUGAACUACAGUUUCUAAUAAAAAUAGCAAAAGCAAAACAAGAAUUGGAAUAAUAUAAACAAUUUACAAUUUAUAGAUAAUAUAAAUUUUCUGGUAUAUGAUACAAACAAUUGUAUUUUAAUAAAAUUACGAAAUUCCUGUGCUGAUUUUGUUUUUAUAAUCAUCAACUAUUUGAAAUUAAUAUCAGAAGUUACUUUAUUGCGCAAUUCACAAAACUUUCAAUUUCGUUAGGAUUUUUUUUUUUCUUUUUUCAUUAUUCGAUAUGAUUUUAAAGAUAAUAGAAAAAUAUCCAUCUCACUUAUUAAAAGUAUCUUAUCAGAGACAAUUUUGUGCACAAUCCAUCAAGUUUUCCAGUAGGGCAGAUUUUCGUAUGUCUCCAAAUGUUUACCGACAAAAGAAGAUCUACACAGCUGUUGUAAAAAGCAUACAAAAUGCCUCUCCAACAAUAAAAAUAGCCCGCCUUUAUGUGGAGGAAAAAGGGUUUUCUUUUAAAGCAGGGCAAUGGGUGGAUUUCUAUGUGCCUGGUAUUUUAGAAGUCACUGGUUAUAGCAUGACAUCACCUCCGAAUGAAGCAAAAGAAAAGGGCAUUUUAGAACUUUCAGUGAAAUAUGGAAAAUUUCCUCCAACACACUGGCUUCAUAAUUAUUGUUGCCCAGGACAGGAAGUUCAAAUAAGAGUUGGAGGAGACUUUUAUUAUGAUCCGCUCUCAAAUAGGGAUGAAGCUGAAGCCGAUCUUUUACUUAUUGGUGGAGGAGUUGGCAUAAAUCCCUUAGUUUCAAUACUUUAUGAAUACAGAGAUUUACUCUUGGCUUCCCAGUUUCAGUCAGAAAAUUCAAUCCGCCCUGGAAAAGUUCAUUUGUUGUACAGUGCAAAAACUGAAGAAGAGCUGGUAUUUCGGGAUAAAUUCAGCAUAAUAGAGAAAGAACAUCCUACAUUGAUAUGCCAAUAUUUUGUAACAAAACCAAAAGUAAUACCUUCCCCAGGUAUAAUUUAUUCAAGAAUAAAGAAAGAAAAUGUUGCAGAUUCAGUGAAAGAGUUAGAAACAGGUAAAACUUUGUGUUAUAUUUGUGGUCCAUCAACUAUGACUGAUGAUGUUGCUGGCUGGCUUUUAAACUUGGGCAUAAAAAAAGAAAAUAUUAGGUACGAGAAAUGGUGGUAACAUCUGUAUAUUUAGGAAUCAUUGUCAAUUAAAUUAUGUUUUAAUAAGUUAUGUUACAUUUCUUAUUGUAAAUAAAAUGAAUUUACUAUA
Messenger RNA from Parasteatoda tepidariorum (common house spider), 1405 nucleotides. RefSeq names its product oxidoreductase NAD-binding domain-containing protein 1. Gene Ontology annotation, molecular function: oxidoreductase activity. NCBI's taxonomy places the organism in Eukaryota, Metazoa, Arthropoda, Arachnida, Araneae, Theridiidae. Gene Ontology annotation, cellular component: mitochondrion. The record is from RefSeq and is a predicted model, not a curated record.